AUCGCCGGCGUGAGGAGACCAAAUUGGCAAAGUUCCCUGAGAGAGAGAGAGAGACAACACCUUCGCAUUCGCUAACUUUCUCUGUAACCGCCAUGGGUAUUAAGGGUUUAACGAAGCUUUUAGCCGACAAUGCGCCUAGUUGUAUGAAAGAACAGAAAUUCGAGAGCUAUUUUGGUCGGAAAAUCGCUGUUGAUGCUAGCAUGAGCAUUUACCAAUUCCUCAUUGUUGUUGGAAGAACUGGGACUGAAAUGCUCACUAAUGAAGCUGGUGAAGUCACUAGUCAUUUACAAGGGAUGUUUAAUCGAACGAUUCGUCUUCUUGAAGCUGGAAUUAAGCCUGUCUAUGUUUUCGAUGGGAAGCCCCCGGAGUUAAAGAGACAGGAACUGGCUAAACGUUACUCCAAGAGAGCUGAUGCAACUGCAGAUUUGACUGGUGCAAUUGAGGCAGGAAACAAGGAAGACAUUGAGAAGUACAGCAAACGAACUGUGAAGGUGACAAAACAGCAUAAUGAUGACUGCAAAAGACUCUUGAGACUCAUGGGGGUGCCUGUUGUUGAGGCCACUUCCGAGGCUGAAGCGCAAUGUGCUGCACUUUGCAAGUCAGGAAAGGUUUAUGGUGUGGCUUCUGAAGAUAUGGAUUCCUUGACUUUUGGAGCUCCUAAGUUUCUUCGCCACCUGAUGGAUCCUAGCUCCAGAAAGAUCCCUGUCAUGGAAUUUGAAGUUGCUAAGAUUUUAGAAGAGCUUCAACUUACCAUGGAUCAGUUCAUCGACUUGUGUAUAUUGUCUGGAUGUGACUAUUGUGACAGCAUCCGAGGUAUCGGAGGGCAGACUGCCCUAAAGCUCAUUCGCCAGCAUGGAUCUAUUGAGACUAUACUCGAAAAUCUAAACAAAGAAAGGUAUCAAAUACCUGAGGAAUGGCCAUAUAAUGAAGCUCGAAAACUUUUCAAAGAACCUGACGUAAUAACAGACGAAGAGCAGCUUGAUAUUAAGUGGACCUCUCCAGAUGAAGAGGGUAUAGUUCAGUUUUUGGUGAAUGAAAAUGGAUUCAACAUAGACAGGGUAACCAAGGCGAUAGAGAAAAUUAAAACUGCGAAGAAUAAAUCAUCGCAGGGCAGGCUGGAGUCAUUUUUCAAGCCAGUUGCUAACUCAUCCGUACCUGCUAAGAGAAAGGGUACCAAAUGCUUGCUCAGGCAGUAUAAACCAGCCAUCAGCAAUAAAGUCUCCUCUCUGCAUGCUUUUGGAUGGUACUCCUCCGAUAACAUUGUUAGCGUUAGGCUGUUCUCUCUAUCCCGGGCUUCCAACCUUUCGGUUCACAUGGCUGGAGGUGUCAUAGGCACAAGAAUCUGAAUAUCCGGUGAACAUACAGCUGUGAGCAGGAGACUAUCUUACGUACAUAGAACCAAGUUCCUCCAUUUUUAAGAUUCCUGGGAUCAAUAUAACACUCUACUUUGUGUUUCACAUGUUUCUAGAUAUGCAUCGAUCAUUUGGUGUUUAUGAACUGUUUCUUACUUGCUAUAGGAAAUCCCAGAGAGUACCACUAAAGGAGCAGCAAAUAAGAAAACCAAAGGAGCUGGUGGAAGGAAGAAGAAGUAAAUCACAGUCCUAGUUUAUAAGCUAGUACGCUUUCUGCAGAAAAGAUCUCAAGAGAAGAUCAAUAAACUGUGAUGGUAUUUCCUAGGUCUAAGUAGUCUGUUUGCUUUUUGUUUUUACCAUGUUUCUGUAAUGGUAGUUUAGUCUUUUACUUUCUCGAUGGUAGAAUAUUAAGUCAGGUCUGAACUUCAUUUGCAUCAUUAUGAUUUCUGUGAAAGUUCAUGAGUUGUCUUUUGACAAGGGAAAUGCUUGUGCUUGUGUUUUCAUGUGCUAAUUGUAGAAUUCAAUAUGAUGGAAAAGCUAGACACCAGGCUAAAUUAUGUAUUUUCUAUUGAUAUUACUUGGUUCAAGAGGAGCCAAUAACAAAGCUUUCAUCACAUAGUAAGAUAAAUGAAACAUAAUCACAUAAGAAAUUUUGUAUGGACUAAAAGAUUGCAGU
Messenger RNA from Arabidopsis thaliana (thale cress), 2028 nucleotides. Its product is annotated as 5'-3' exonuclease family protein. The transcript has 17 exons. The coding region runs from base 93 to 1346 and encodes 417 amino acids. Gene Ontology annotation, cellular component: nucleolus; mitochondrion; nucleoplasm. NCBI's taxonomy places the organism in Eukaryota, Viridiplantae, Streptophyta, Magnoliopsida, Brassicales, Brassicaceae. Gene Ontology annotation, biological process: base-excision repair; DNA replication, removal of RNA primer. Gene Ontology annotation, molecular function: 5'-flap endonuclease activity; hydrolase activity, acting on ester bonds; catalytic activity. The record is from RefSeq and is marked reviewed.